This is a messenger RNA of Epinephelus fuscoguttatus (brown-marbled grouper), 3036 nucleotides long. RefSeq names its product zinc finger, FYVE domain containing 27 (gene zfyve27). Lineage: Eukaryota; Metazoa; Chordata; Actinopteri; Perciformes; Serranidae. Bases 316 to 1584 code for a protein of 422 amino acids. Gene Ontology annotation, cellular component: endoplasmic reticulum tubular network; growth cone membrane. Gene Ontology annotation, molecular function: metal ion binding. The record is from RefSeq and is a predicted model, not a curated record. Gene Ontology annotation, biological process: neurotrophin TRK receptor signaling pathway; endoplasmic reticulum tubular network formation; neuron projection development. The transcript has 14 exons.
ACAAGGAAGCGGACGUAGUGGGGAAGGAGUCAGAGCUAACAAAGCCAGCUAGGAGAAGCAGCCAAACAAAAUAUCUGCUUCACCCGUUGGUUUUCCGCGCAGACAACCGGACAGUGAUACAGACCGUUUUGUCUGACAGGUUUAUGUUCACGCAGGAGGGCAGGCUGCCGCUAUGUUGACCGGGCCGGUUGAAUUUUUGGAGGCUCUUCCUUCCUCCAGGCUGACGAUGUCGGUGGGGCUCUUCAGUUACGCCUGAGCUCCUCUCCGCUGCUGCUGCCUCACAAGUUGGCUGUUGGACACUCAGCUUGAGGGGUGAUGAUGCACGGCGUGUCCCAGGACCCCUCGCAUGGCACAGGGGAAGGGGGGGAGCUGGCACACACAUCAUCUAAAGACACCCCAGGGUCUCCAGAUGCCUCGGAGCUGGGGAGCCCGCGGUGCACACCAAACUUUGACCUCCUCAACAUGGUGGUGUCCUAUAAGAGAAUGGCUCUGUUUUUAGAACCAGCUGCAGACGCAGUGGAGCUGACCCGCUUCCUGCUUGGAUGGAAAAUGCCCCUGUGCUCUCUGCUCGUCUGUUUGUUCCUCAAUGUCUUCUUCUGCACUGUUAAUGAAGUGGGUUGGAUCACAGUGGGUGUGGUGGCGGUGGCGGCGCCUGCUGCCCUGGGUUACCUGCAGGACAGGUGUGGGGGCAGAGCCUCGGACGCUGAGCUCCACAGGAGGCGCUAUCACGCUGUGCACCGCAGAGACCUGCUGACAGUGCAUCUAACCAAACAGGAGGCCAUGCUGGAAGUCAAAGACCUGUUGAAGCACCUGGAUGACAUGUUGUCCUCCGCCUGCCAGUCAGCAGAAACCUUUUACAAGGUCCUGUACUGGGAUAACCAUACCAAGUCAUCAAGGUUCUAUGGAGGGAUGUUAGUAUUGGUGUGCCUACUCUAUGUCGCUCCUCUCGGCUGGGUGCUCGCUGGGCUCAACAACGUCAUCUUCCUGUGGAACAGAGACUUCUGCAGAGUUUUGUUGGACUUCAGGAAGCUGCUCUGCUUGGGCCAAGCCGAGGCCUCAGAGGGAAAGUGUGAAGAACAGGAACACAGCAACUUGUUGGACAGAACCCCCACACCAACUAGUGUGGAGGACUUGUCUCCUGGCAGUGUGGAGGAAGCUGAGGAGGCAGAGCCUGAUGAUGAAUUUAAGGAUGCCAUUGAGGAACAUUCAGUUUCCCUGCAGGAAACCCCUUUGGUCUUAGUGGAGGAUGAUGACGGGCCUCUUGGAGCUCCCGAGUAUGACACCAUCUCCGAAAAUGGUCUCUUGAGCCGCAACGAACCAAUACGCAGCAAGGUGUCCAAACUGACUGAGAAACUGCGUAAACGCUACCCCACCACCAGCACAGGAAACUGUUCUAGCUGCAACGCCGUCUUCUCAGUGCUGAAGAAAAGGAGAAGCUGCAGUAACUGUGGCAACAGCUUCUGUUCCCGCUGCUGUUCCUUCAAGGUGCUGAGAUCUUGCAUGGGGGCAACAGCUCCAGAGGCCCAGAGAGAGACUGUGUUUGUCUGUGCUGCCUGUAAUUCCUCUCUCAUCAAGUUACAAUGAGAUGUCGGUCUCGUCUCCCAGUGGCCAGCUGGAGGCCACUCACUGUUCUCCCCCGAGCCCUCCUCCAAGUGACUGAAACCCUAACACAUACCUUGGUUUUCAAGUUAAGGCACUUACAUGUGUCAACAGCCCCCCCCCCCCAAUGCCUUUAGUAGUCGUAUCCCUCCUUAACUACUCGUGUUGCGUAUGGGACUUCUACUGUGAUAUGUUAAAUAUUUGUUGUAUCAAAUCUCAAUGAAGAACUGGACCUCAUGAAUUAAUGAGACUUGCUACAGAGCACAAAAUCAAAGGACCUUUUCCCUUUGCUGAGCAGAGGGAGGUGCAAAUCAUGCAGGGUGGAGGCCAGUAUUGGGCUGGUGUCGCGUUUAUAGGCUGUCGGUGGUUUUGCUUUUACAUGCUUCGCCUCGUCACAAAGUCGAUUCCACUUGAAUGUUGAUAUCUUCAGCCCUGUGUAGCAGUUUAACUGUACUGUAACGCUGAGAAGACUUUUCUGUACAAACAAGACUAAGGCUGGCGUGAUAACACGAUGGUGUAAGUAAAGGCUGGCAGUGUGAAUUUAGUUUGUUCAGAUGAACAAAAUAAUAGACGCGUGACCAUAAGAAGCUCCACAUUUGGCUGAUUGCCACCGUUUGCGAAGGCUGGCCAGCCACGCUCUCCUGUGGUCCACCAGCACACUUUGACCUGCAGCUGGUCAACAUUGUCAUGUGAUUAAUAGUCAGUUUGUCCAAGUCUUUUGGGAGAAUGUUUUUCCCACCACCUAGAGGAUCUUACAAGACAAAAGGGGAAUAGAUAUGGUAUUCCAUAGAACAAUGGUACGUCUAUGGCAGUAAAAUACAUGGCCCGCAGUGAAUCAUGUUACAUUUUUGACCAGUUGCCAGCGUCUGGAGUGCGGUGGAAGAAAUUUAGAUAAGUUGGUUUAUUGGACCAGCUUGAUCUACUUGUAAUGAUCAAAUCGGUGUUUCAUUUUGGUCGGCGUUUUCUCGUAUUGACAUGUCAGAUUUUUGAAGUAUAGCAGCAGCCUAUAAGUCAAAAAGCUACUCGAGGUCCCCGGAGCCUGUGCUGUUCCUCUAACUGGAUCAAAGUUGACCCAACUGGACUAAAUGGACCGAGUAACCAUCUGAAAUCAUCAUCGGAGCCUCACACUCUUGCAAGCGGGACUUAAAAGAAUUGAUGUCGAGGCAUUAUAACCCAAGAUGUGGAUUGUGGUGGAAACGUUGUUUUAAUCAUGAUUCAGACACAGAUGAUUGUAAAAGUUUGCUUUGCUUUUAUCGUAAUCAGAUAUGAACUGUUACUAUAAAUUGUUCUACUAUAUCUAAUAUAUUUAAUUUAAAUCUCCAGAAAGUGCAAGUUAUUAUUUGACCUAAUGAUUAAGUCUGUAUAUGUUGCCCUUAUUUUAUGGAUGAGAUAUGCCAUUAUUGAAAUAAACUCUGUGAUGAUUUCAUUAACUUAAAA